Molecule: messenger RNA, 1341 nt
Organism: Penicillium vulpinum
Lineage: Eukaryota; Fungi; Ascomycota; Eurotiomycetes; Eurotiales; Aspergillaceae
Product: putative inositol 5-phosphatase
Exons: 1
Coding region: 1-1341 (446 amino acids)
Biological process (GO): phosphatidylinositol dephosphorylation
Molecular function (GO): phosphatidylinositol-4,5-bisphosphate 5-phosphatase activity
Source: RefSeq, a predicted model, not a curated record
AUGGAUGCCCUCGGUGUCUAUGUGCUGACCUUUAACUGUGCAAAAAAUCUUGUCGAUGUUGACGCGUUCGCGGACCACUUCUUCGAUGCACUCCCCGCGUCUGGUGCGGGGAGCUCCGCACCCGACCUAAUUUUCCUCUCGCUACAAGAGAUCGCACCCAUUGCCUACUCGUUCCUCGGAGGAUCCUACCUUUCACCUUACUUUGAUGGAUUCCACCGUGCUGUCCAGAAAGCCUCGGAAAAAAAAUGGGAUCAACACUACGUGAAUUUCCUCACCGACAACACGGGAAUGACAGGCCUGAUGCUUUUCGCGCGCGAUGACACCCUCGGCAAAAUCGCCUGGAUCGACACAGCCCACGUCGGCGUUGGAAUUCAGGAAAUGGGAAACAAGGGCGCUGUCGGUGCACGUCUAGGAUACGUUGUUCAAGGACACCCAUCCAAGACCGUGGAUCUCACUUUCGUCGCGGCCCAUCUCGCCGCUAUGGAGGAUUCGUACCAGCAACGGAACAUGGACUGGAAGAGCAUUGUUGAGCGCCUUGUAUUCACGCACAACAGCAAGAGACCAGCUGAGAGAUCGAGUGUGAAUGAAAACACUAGUCUUCUCGACUCCGCUGCAUCGGCGCACGCGGAGGGCAGUCGCAGAGAUCUCUUCGCGCCAAACGCCUACCUAUUCCUCGCCGGAGACCUCAACUACCGCACUUCGAACAUCGGACCAUCCAUUAAGGAGAUUGAACAAUUCCCCCGCCGCAAUGUCGCCCCCCAUCACCCGUCGCACUAUUCCCACCUUCUGAAGAACGACCAGCUCGUGCGCGAGAUGAGCUACGGCCGGACCUUCCACGGGCUGUCCGAGGCUCCGAUCGACUUCCCUCCCACUUACAAAUACUCGAAUGCUGCGCGCGAAGCUGUCCGCCAAGGCUCGGACACCGAUGAUCAUGAAUGGAAAUGGUCGAAUCACCGUUGGCCCAGCUGGUGCGAUCGAGUCCUUUACAUCGAUACACCCUCGUGGGUUGGUGAAGCUGGAAAUGUCAAGCCGAUUGCUUACGACGCACUGCCUCUCUUUGCGCAGUCUGAUCAUCGUCCCGUUGCGCUCGUUGCUUCGGUACCGCUGCGAUCCUCUGAUGCAUCAAACACCGAGAACACAGGUCUGGGUCCCCGAGCUGUGGCUCCAUUCUCUAUCGAUCCGAAUUGGAAGUCCAAGCGGGACAUGGCGCGACGAAAGGAGAUUGUUGUGGGUGCAGUUGCGCAUCUGGGACUGACCAGGGAAGGAAAUGGACUGCUGCUCGCGUCGCUGCUAGGUAUUAUCGGAGCGUAUUUCAUUCUUCGAUCUAUGCUGGAGAUUUGA